This is a messenger RNA of Pseudoliparis swirei, 3878 nucleotides long. It is a transcript of the gene pip4k2ca, whose product is annotated as phosphatidylinositol-5-phosphate 4-kinase, type II, gamma a. The record is from RefSeq and is a predicted model, not a curated record. Lineage: Eukaryota; Metazoa; Chordata; Actinopteri; Perciformes; Liparidae. Gene Ontology annotation, molecular function: phosphatidylinositol kinase activity. The transcript has 10 exons. Gene Ontology annotation, biological process: phosphatidylinositol metabolic process. The coding region runs from base 217 to 1461 and encodes 414 amino acids.
UUAGUGAAGUUGAGUAAUGAUCCAUCACGCCGGUUUAAACGUUAAAGUGUACGAUAGAGAAACGGCGUCGGUGUAACGGAACACCGGAGCUCGACAGGUGAACUUUGGUUGGUCGUCGCCGCUUAGAGAGAGAGCGACGUCGGCUAGUUUAGCUUUACUGACGGUAGCCAGUAGGAAGAAAGGUCCUCAGGAGACGUGGAGAGCCCGUCUGUGCUCAUGGCUGCCCUCGGUAACUCCGGGGCCGCUUCCAGUCCGAUGGUGGUCCUGGCCCCGAAGACGAAAACUAAAAAGAAACAUUUCGUGCAGCAGAAGGUGAAAGUGUUUCGAGCCAGCGACCCGGUCCUGAGCGUCUUCAUGUGGGGCGUCAAUCACUCGAUUAAUGAUCUCAACCAGGUGCCUGUUCCUGUCAUGCUGCUACCUGAUGACUUUAAAGCCAACACUAAGAUCAAAGUAAACAACCACCUCUUUAACAAAGAAAAUCUUCCAGGACAUUUCAAGUUCAAAGAAUACUGUCCUCAGGUCUUUCGAAAUCUAAGGGAACGGUUUGGUAUUGAGGAUCUGGACUAUCAGGUUUCGUUGACCCGCAGUCCCCCUGUGAGGAGUGUGGAGGACCAGGGAGAGGGUCUGCUCCUCAACUCCUACGACCGAACGCUGGUCAUCAAGCAAAGCUCCAGCGAGGAUAUUGCAGACAUGCACAGCAUCCUGUCAGAGUAUCACCAGCACAUCGUGAAGUGUCAUGGCAGCACCCUGCUGCCUCAGUUCCUGGGUAUGUACCGUGUGAGCGUGGACAGCGAGGAGACCUACCUGAUCGUCAUGAGGAACAUGUUCAGCCACAGAAUGGUUGUUCACAGGAAGUACGACCUGAAGGGCUCUCAGGUGGCUCGUGAAGCAAGUGACAAAGAGAGGGGAAAAGAACUCCCUACCUUUAAGGACAUGGACUUCAGGAACAAUUUGCAGAAGGUGUAUGUGACGGAUGAGCAGAAGGAGAAGGUCAUGGAGAAACUCAACAAAGAUGUGGAGUUCCUGGUGAGGCUGAAGAUCAUGGACUACAGCCUGCUGCUCGGUAUCCACGAUGUGGGUCGAGCUGAGCGGGACGAAGAGGAGGGUGAGGAGGUUCUUAAUGAGGAAGAGCCAGAGGCGGAGAACGGCUUUGCUGCGGUGGGCUCGUAUGGGACCUCUCCAGAGGGAAUCGCUGGUUACAUGUCCUGCUGCAAACCUCUGGGGCCCGGGGAGUUCGACCCCUAUGUGGAUGUGUACGCCCUCGGGAGCUGUCCAGGAGCGCCUCAGAGGGAGGUCUAUUUCAUGGGCCUGAUUGACGUACUUACUCAGUACGACACCAAGAAGAAAGCGGCUCAUGCAGCAAAAACUGUCAAACACGGGGCCGGUGCUGAAAUCUCCACAGUCCACCCUGAGCAGUAUGCCAAACGAUUUCGCGACUUCAUCUCUAACAUCUUUGCCUAACACGAGGAUAAGAGCGCUGCCAUAAGUCGCUGCAACUGAGAGCUAUUUUAACCAUUGACCAAAAAUAGUGUGCACACACGGAUCAUGAUUUAAACGUGGUGAUCUGAGAUGAGACUACUUGCAUUGUAGCAACAUAAUGUACAACUUCUGAUGCAUUUAUUUAUUUUUAAGAUGCAUUUCUUAUAGAUAUCAGGCUGUCUUUGAAGGGUUAACUCUGGAGCGUUAGGGUACACGGAUACAAACUGCAGUGGAUCAGUGUUGGACCACAUCACCGUGAGAUCAAAUACUAGUUUUCGUUGUUGUCUCCUUCUUCUGAUUUCACUGGCAUGAACUAAACUUACAUUUUGGGAAGUGUUUAUUUACUUACUUGACAAAAGUUAAUUUGGGAUAAUAAUAUCACUCGUGUGUGUCUCUUAAAGGUUCCCUGUGGAGUUGUUGACAUCUAGUAGCAUCAUUUCUUUGAGCGGGUCCUUGUUUAGUUUCUUGUGGACGCUUGUACACAACACGCUGAGAUGUGAGGCAGGGAAAGAUAAUAAGAAUAAGAAUACUGCUAGCCAGGGGCAGUGGAUGCUGGAUUUAAAAUCUCAGCCUUGAAAAUGUUUUAUGAGGGAAAUGUUUUCAACAUUGCUUUCUGGAAUGCAAGAAAUGGUACGUUUUUCAGUGAAUCUAAACAUAACUUUUGUUUCGGGUUGGGCAAUAUAUCGAUAUUCUAUUGAUAUCCAGAUAUGAGACUAGAUAUUGUCUUUGGUUUUGAAACUCAAAAUAUGGAAUAAAUGUGAUGUCAUUUUCUGAACAUACCAGACUGUUCUAUCAUAUGCCUUCAACAACCUAUAAUCACAUUACUGAUUAUUAAUCAAAAAUAUUAUUGUGUAAAUAUUCUAUAUAGGCACCUGUGGUGAACCUUUAAAUGUUGUUGCACUAUUGACAACCAGGUAUUUGGUCAAAAGUAUUGUGAUAAUUAAUUUUGCCCAGCCCUUUAGUAAGUUUACAGGAACACUCCACAGGGAACCUUUUGUAAAUGCUGGCUGAGGAGCAAAUAAACCUAGCUUCCAAAACGUUAUACUAUUCCUUACAUCCUAGAAUAUCCUUUCCAUGGAAAUAGGUAUUAAAACAACAAUUGUAGUCUAGACUACACUUGAUAAAUACUAUAAUGUAUCUAGUGGCCAUUUGUCCUUCGAAAUCAAACAAAACUACAAAUUAAACCGUCACUGAUUCACCGUGGGUUUCGGUGUUGACGCAGGCAAAAGAAAAGUAACGUCCAUUUCGGUAUGUUGAUUCUGAUCAGUUAUUUUCUAAACAAACAAAAAGAACAAACAAAACGCUGACGCUCUUCGCUGAUGCUGUGGUAAAAAAAAACAUUGGCCACCCUGGUGCAUGCUGGUCCUGUGCCUACCCACCUCUACAUGUAACCACAGGUGCCCAGUGUUACACAAUCAGUGAACCUAAAACUAAAUAUAUCAAACUAAAUAACAAUUAACAUAUCAAAAUAUAACCCAAAUAAUCAUUACUUUACAAUGAAACCUAAAUACAAAUGUCAAAUUAAAUAGCUCCAACAGUAUCUAUUAAAUCAGGCAAUUUGAAUGUUUAGAAUAUGUGGGAUCGAAGCUUUAUUGUUGCAUUGAUAGAUGGGACACACUUUGAAUCUGGGGGGGGGGGUCUACAUCCACAUCAUCUGGGCCUGCAUUAAUCAACUGAACAUGUUGGGAUCAGUCCUGCCUUUGUAAUGAAAUACCUUCAUGUGUAAGUCUUUAUCGCAACACUUCCUGAGAAUGAGCCCAUCCAUCAUUGUUUUGGACAGACUCCUUUUUGAAUGUAUUGUUUUGUGCAUUGUGAGAGGAUAAGCUUGAGACGAGCGUAGCAGUAGACCGUUCCUGUCUGUGUAUUGUGACGACGUUUGAGAUUUAGCUUGUGAAACGUUGUCGACCAACACUACAGCAGCUCCUGCCGUCGGCCGUGCCGUCGUACCGUGGCGAGCGUUCCUAAACACGAGCUGCAGGCCUCUGUGACGCCUCAUCGACUCGCUGAUUGCACAUGUUGUAUUUUUGAAAAUCAGCUUUUGGACCAAAAUAUAUUUUGCAAAGAAUUUCUGAAAAGUGUUUAUCUGGUUGUUUUUUUGGAACACGUGUGGUGAUUCUGCCCGGCUAUAAACAGAUGUGUUUUCCUGCUGUUGCUGAUCUUGGUUUCAUCCAAUAUUUCGUUUCGGACAGAAAUAUCUGAUUAAAUUAAAAAAUGUACAAACAUUUAUGGUUCCCCGACAACAAAUCCUGCUGUCGUUGGAGAUCUUGUGACCUUGACUCUAGCCCCACCAACUGGUUGAUGUCUGUGGGUUUAUAAUAAACUCAACAACUAUGAGAUUGGAGUGAGACACAGAGAAAAUGUGAAGUGGUGCUCUUCGCAAUAAAACAUCUUUGAUGGGU